Molecule: messenger RNA, 1197 nt
Organism: Ilyonectria robusta
Lineage: Eukaryota; Fungi; Ascomycota; Sordariomycetes; Hypocreales; Nectriaceae
Exons: 3
Coding region: 155-1099 (314 amino acids)
Source: RefSeq, a predicted model, not a curated record
UGUAGGCACUACCCAGACACGCGUCACAAACUCCUCAUUUACCCCAAGAUUAGGUGCAAACACAGUAUCUGUAAUCACAUUAGGGGAAAACACUUUAUUUGCACCAGAACGCCGUGCCAGCAGCGCAGUCUUCGGGCCCUUGAUACUUUUUGGAAUGUCUCUUCAGCCCCCCCUCAUUGCCAGGAACAGUCGUACCUCAAGUCCUAGGUCAAGCUUCCAAGGGAACAACGAGCGUGUUGAGGAAAUUUUGCAAAGCCUCAUCUCUCUUCCUCUCGAGAAUCAUCACUUGGUUCGCAUCCAUCUUGGUUGCCAUUUUCGAGACGCCAUCCAAACCGCAGCAGCUCACCAGCCGUAUCAUAUCGUGUCCAUUGUCAAAUCCGCGCAAGUAUCAGCAGCCGAUCAGACGGUCCCGGCGGAUGAGAAGUCACUUGAAGCCAGAAUUUUUCAGGCCGGAGGGACAAGGGCCUUGGUUGCCUUCGCCGCAGCCUGCCAGGCGGACAGGGAGGUCCAUAGCUUGAUCAAAAGCUUGGACAAAGACGACUUGGGUGCAUUCAUCAAGUCCACGGCAUGCAUCAAGGCUCAUCCAAAGUUUAGCCUCAUUGUGUCCAAGACUGACGCGGCGGAACCGCCAGAAGACAAACCCACAAAGCAUGUCCCAGCUCCACGGAACUGGAAAGGUCGCGGGACGAACGCGAAAGGAACACCACGCAACAAGGACAAUGCUAAGGGCCUCGUCCAAAGAAGAAAACGCAAACUUGUUGAUGACCAAGCAGCACAAAAGAUGUCAAAACAACGCCAGUCAUCGCGGGAACCAUCGACACACUCAGACACGAUAAGAGAUCCCACGGAAACCAUUAGGGGCUAUACAACCCAGGAUGACACUGGAUUGUUUGCAAACUCGGAGCCGCUGAGAGUAACAUCCACCCUAGGUGAUGGAGGAGGCGGCAGCGAAGCGCCACGAAACCACCAAUCUAGGACAACAAAACCCGCCGAGGCAAUUGAAUAUCGAUAUCAACCCUUAGAUUUUGGGUCCCAGGGAAUGCAUGUAAUGCCUCGGGGCGUUUGCGAGCCGAAACAUGCUGCGACAGAGUUUCGAUAGGGCAUUCGCGCCCAGUGCCGUCGAGAUGGAAACAGCGGUAGACGCCGGGGCCUUUGAUACCACACACAUCAUGUUGGCCGACUUUGAUGCUUUCCAUG